Messenger RNA from Diversispora eburnea, 576 nucleotides. NCBI's taxonomy places the organism in Eukaryota, Fungi, Glomeromycota, Glomeromycetes, Diversisporales, Diversisporaceae. The record is from the annotation of a GenBank genome assembly.
AUGCCCAAAGUAACGAAAAGUAAUAAUUCUGGUUCUAUUGAAAAUCCAAUGAGAAAGGUUUCAGACCCACCACCGGAGCUUACGUUGCCCUUCCCUCCAGAGAUUAAUCCAGAAGAAUUGAUGGCUAAUACACGAAAAUUGCCUUCGAAACCACCAAAUGCUUUUUUUAUAUACCGCAAGGUAUAUACAAAAGCAUUGGUGGCUAAAAAUAUGAGAUUCAAGAUGACUGACGUAAGUCCUUGGGUUUCUAGUUCAUGGAAAUUGGAACCUGAAGAAGUAAAAACUAAAUAUAAGGAAAUUGCACGAAAUGUCAGGCAAAUUUAUAAAAAAACAAAGGAAACUUCCUCUGUCCCGUCUUCGAAUUAUGAUUGCAAAGAAACACAAACACAAACACAAACAAACUCGUCGUCUUCCUCAGAACAAAUCGAAUCGCCUAUUGAAAAAUUAUUAACCCCGGAUCUGUCUCAAGAAGAUAGUUUAUUUGGACAAUGGACUAACACCGAUUUUCAUAGUCCACAAGAUGAUCUUGAUUUUGAAUUUCCAAACUUUUCUCCUUUACAGGAUUUCUAUGAAUAA